Fundulus heteroclitus (mummichog) is the source of this 3803-nucleotide messenger RNA. RefSeq names its product arginine and glutamate-rich protein 1-B. The record is from RefSeq and is a predicted model, not a curated record. Gene Ontology annotation, molecular function: cadherin binding. Bases 222 to 1052 code for a protein of 276 amino acids. Gene Ontology annotation, cellular component: mitochondrion; nucleoplasm. The transcript has 4 exons. NCBI's taxonomy places the organism in Eukaryota, Metazoa, Chordata, Actinopteri, Cyprinodontiformes, Fundulidae.
ACCGCGGUGCCUGCUGGGAACAACAAAGUCGACAAGCCGCCAUCUUGCCUUGGAACGACUUAGGAGGGCAAAUUAAGGAGCUGUUUGAAUGCGAUUUUGAGCAAAGUAGAGGUGUUUGCGCUGGUUGCAUUGGUCGGUGUUCCUCUGUGGAGCUUUAGCAGCGCGGCCGCUGGAGUGGAGUCUGCAGUGUCGUCCAGAUAUCCGCCGUAAGACUGGUCAGCAUGGGCCGCUCACGCAGCCGAAGCACGUCCCGGUCCAAACACUCAAAAAGCAGCAAGCACAGCAAGAAACGGAGCCGGUCUCGGUCUCGGUCCAGAGACAGGGAGAGGUCCAAGAAGCGAUCCAAGUCCCGGGAGGCCAAGAGGAACCGGCGCAGAGAGUCCCGCUCCCGGUCCAGAUCCACCACAGCCUCGUCCCGCAGAGAGAGACCAGCGUCUCCCCCGGAGAGGAUCGACAUCUUCGGCAGGACUCUGAGCAAGAGGACCGCUCUGGAUGAGAAGCAGAGGAAGGAAGAGGAGGAGAGGAAGGCAGAGAUGGAGAGACAGAGGAAAAUCAUCGUCUUCCCUCCUGUCUCCAGCCGUCAGCAGGAGAUUGAGGAGAAGCUGAUCGAGGAGGAGACGGCCCGGCGGGUGGAGGAGCUGGUGGCCAAGCGGGUGGAGGAGGAGCUGGAGAAGCGGAAGGACGAGAUCGAGCGGGAGGUGCUGCGGCGCGUGGAGGAGGCCAAGCGCAUCAUGGAGCGGCAGCUGCUGGAGGAGCUGGAGCGGCAGCGGCAGGCCGAGCUGGCGGCGCAGAAGGCCAGAGAGGAGGAAGAGAAAUCCAAGCGGGAGGAGCUGGAAAAAAUCCUGGAGGAGAAUAACCGCAAGAUCGCCGACGCUCAGGCCAAGCUGGCCGAGGAGCAGCUACGGAUCGUGGAGGAGCAGAGAAAGAUCCACGAGGAGCGCAUGAAGCUGGAGCAGGACCGGCAGCGGCAGCAGAAGGAGGAGCAGAAAAUCAUCCUGGGGAAGGGCAAGUCCAGACCCAAGCUGUCCUUCUCUCUGAAGGCCACCGAAUGAGACUCCGCUCCGUCCUGCCGCCACGCCCUGCACCCCCCCCCCCCCAUGCCCCCCCCCCCCUCCUGAUCCAGCCCCGCUCCAUGUCGUCCGCUGCGGAAUGCUCGCUUCGUUUUGGAAGUGCUAACGGAAAGCUUGGGAACGUGACUUGUUGAACCUCCCGGUCCUGAGGAGGAGGAGGAGGAGGAGGAGGAUGCUCCUUCAUCAUCCCCCCCCCCCUACCAGACACAAUGACUCCUCCUGCUUGUUUUUACUUUCACUUUUAGGGACCUGGAAGUCUUAAAUGUGCCGUAGCGCUGACAGCAGCAGACGCUCGCCGGCAGCUCGGGGUCGUCCUCCUCCGGCCGCCGCGAAGGCAGCCAUGGCUUCACAUCCGGCCCACCUCUCCGUGUCUUCCACCCAUCCAUCACGCUGCCCCCCCUCCCCCCCGUGCUGCCGCAGGCGAGCCGGGACCCCCCCGACCUGCCGGCGAUCGGUUCCGACGGGAAACGGAGGACAGAAGCCAUUUCCUGUGCCGUGUUUUUAAAUCCUCCUCGCGGUUUAAGCCGUCUUACAAAAAAAAGCGAUCCGUCGGUUAGAGAUGAGUGGAAAAUUGUGGGAAAUGCUCGGUUUGUUCUCCGACAAGUUUCCCGACGUCCCGUCUGCGUCCCCCCCCCCCACUUGUGUUGUAGUAAAUUAACUUGGCGAAGCCGCCUGUUGGUAAGUCUGAGUCGUAGAGGAAACGCGAGUUCAGGUAAGACGAGGUCAGAGCGUGUGUGUGUGUGUGUGUGAGAGAGGAUGAGUGUGUGUGGCUGACCUACGGUGGGUAUCAUAACUUUAUUCUGUGGAAUCUUAAUUUUGUCGUGAGUUUUUCUCUCUCCCCCCCCCCCCCCCCAUCAAUUGUCAAAGGACUGAACAGAUCAAUAAAUCCAUUGAAUGCCAACAGCAGGUCUCCUCAUUGCUCCGCCUCGGCUUUAAUUCAGCAAAGCUGCAGCAGGAUGCUCAUUCAGCCGCUUUAGCUUCCAGGUGGAACCCAAACGGAAACGUUUUUUUAGUUCCAGUUGCUGCAUACCGUAUUUUUCGGACUAUAAGUCGCAUCAGUCAAAAAAUGCGUAAUAAAGAGGAAAAAAAUCACAUAAGUCCCACUAGACCAUAACUCAUUUAUUUCACAUAAUCCAAGACUGAAAUCUGACAUUUAAUCUGGUAAACCAAUUUAAUAAAUUACACAGCUGCAUCCACAAUUGGCUAAAUAACAUGGAACAUACCUGGGAGGAUGAUAGGAGUAAAUUAGCACAACAAGCUAGCAGCGUUUCAGCAUAGCGGCCCGUUAUGCUGAAAAUUGUCAUAAUUGCACCUAAAUCAGACCGUGAGCUUAACGGUGCUACGUGCUAAGCUAACAGUACGACACGGAUGUUUCAGAGCAACAUAAAGCUCAGGUGCAUCAGUGAAGGUGUAAACCACCUGGACAUCAGAGCUGUAAGCUAGCGCUAGCUGCUAUUAGCGGUCCGGGUCCUUGGAGCGACACUAUGCAACGCUCCGCUGCGUGAAUUCAGACUGAAACUGUCAAACUACAUACAAACAUGUUCCGUCUUUGUUGUUUAUUUAUAAGUUAAUGUUUCAACUAAUUUAUAAGUGGUACAGCAGCAGGAUCGUUUUCAGGAGCGUAGAGCGCCCCUUGUGGCUAUAGACGGUAAUGUUUACUCCUUAGUUCAUGUUGGUCAAUAUGAAUUAUUUAAAAUUGAUAAAUAAGACGCACUCCACUAAGUCGCAGCAUGAGCAAAAACUGGAAAAAAAGCGCGGCUUAUACUCUGAAAAAUAUGGUAUAUAUCUAUACAUAUUCUUUUUUUUUUUGGUCAUAUUUUUCAAGUUAAGUUUUUGAGCGAUUAGCAGCUUGGCAGCAGAUGCUGUGAUUUAAAAACAGGUCAUGGACUUACGGUCCAAACUGAAGGACGUCAAAGCUACGAGCGGAUAAGUCACCGUUUGUUCGGUCCACCGUCGCCCAGCAGACUACAAAAAUGGCCGAACGGGGUGGAGUGGAACGCCCUGUGACCUGAAGGGGGCGGGGCUUGAAGAUCCUUAUUUAGAUUUAAAGAGACGGCACCAAAACGAGUUGAUCUCAGACACUCAGAACAGGGGAUAAAAAAGGGGAAGGUGGGGGUAAAUUAACGAGAAAUUCAGACCAAAUCGCUGUUUUUACUCUUUAUGGACCACGGCUGGAGGAUUUCCACGUGAAAAGGACGGCGUUAAAAGCCUGAUAUGUCCCCUUUAUGGCGUCCAUCCAGUCCUGCUGGAGGCUGCGUCGCUCCGAGGACAGAUCCAUAAUGGUCCGAUAGGCUGAACUCCAUCCAUGGAGGAGGAACUCGUUAACAUCCGGCACCUUCCUGUCCAGCUCAACAGAUUCAAGCUGAGCUUCAGAAAUCCAGAGAAGAAGCCGCUUUAUUUCAGCCGCUGUGACGUCCAGCCCUCAGUUUGGCGUCGCCUCUUUUCAUUUGUUUCCCCACAGAAUUAAACGGAUGAAUGAACAUCCUGGAGAAGCUGAUGUUGUAGUGUUGUUCUAGUUUCUCACUGUUCUGAUGUUGGUAAUAAUUUGGCAGCUGGUUCCUUCAGAGGCUGAAGCGGGAGAAGCUUUUCCAGGAUGGACAUGUUCAUAGAUGGCUGAGCUGACCUCCAGCUCAUUCUGUAUUUAACAUGUUGGUUAAAUGUUAACAUGGAUGUUUUAUGUAUGUUUUUUUCUUUCUUGUACACUGAAAAUAAAUGAAUCUCAGAUAAAACGUA